Cannabis sativa is the source of this 4085-nucleotide messenger RNA. RefSeq lists its product as uncharacterized. The record is from RefSeq and is a predicted model, not a curated record. The transcript has 10 exons. NCBI's taxonomy places the organism in Eukaryota, Viridiplantae, Streptophyta, Magnoliopsida, Rosales, Cannabaceae. Gene Ontology annotation, biological process: protein phosphorylation; signal transduction. The coding region runs from base 615 to 3908 and encodes 1097 amino acids. Gene Ontology annotation, molecular function: protein kinase activity; ATP binding; protein binding. Gene Ontology annotation, cellular component: cytoplasm.
AUUAACAAAAUCCCUCAAAUACUAAAACAAAUAAGGGUAGAUCAGUAAAAGCAUUUACAGUGUCUGUUAGAAAAAGCACCCUAUAUUAUUUCAUAAAUUAGUUAGUGUUUUUUCAGUUAUAGGCCCCAAAAAGUUGGCGCGUAAUACAAGUGUGUGUGAUGGUAAUACCGUUUAAACUCCUAGCUUCAUGGGAUGCCCUUCACUCUCUCAUCUUCUUCCUCUCUCACCAAAUCAACCAUACCUCUCAAACUAAUAAUCCAAACUGAAAAAACCAUAUUCCUCUUUUGCUUUAUCCCAAUCUCAAAAUCUCCAUGCAAAAAAAAAAAUUACAGAAAAAGGAAAAAAAAAGGUUCAUUUUUUCUCAAAAUCUGAACGAUUUUACAGAUACCCUUUUCUUCUCACAGCUAAGAGAUGAGAAGGGCUUUGUGUAAUUUUGAAAUUAUUGGCCUAAUUAUAUUUGGAAAUUCAUAAACUUUAUUGGUAUAUUGGAAAAGUGUGUACAAACUACAAAGUUGUAUUGUGUGAAUUUUCCUGUUUUGUAAAUUUACAUGUAAUGAAAAGACAGAAUGUUCAUAGGUUUCUUCUGUAAAUGAGGGUCAGCUUCAUUUGAGACCAUGAAUGGUGAGUUUCCUGAUUCUUCUGACCAAUAUUUCUUUCAAGGCAGAGGAAAUGUUGGGUCAGGAGAUAAGGCUGUUGUUGUGAACCGAAAUGCCAACAAUAUUUCGAUUCAGACUGGGGAGGAAUUCUCAGCUGAGUUUAUGCAGGAUCCAACUACAUUAAGAAGAUUAACACCUGUUAAUACUAAUGUUAAUCAGCGUUCUUCUAGGAGAGUUGGUUUUAAUCUUAAUACAACUAAUCAUGAGCCAGUUUAUGAUGAUCGAAUGAGCAUUUUCGAUACUAAAAGAAUGGAUCCCGAAUACAAUUCAGAAGCCUCAGAUUUUGGUUCUAGUCCAGGGUAUAUUGCUGAAUUGGAUCAUAAGGUUUAUCCCAACAAUUUAAGCAGAUACCAUUGGGAAUAUGGUGGUGCUAAGGUUGGUGAUGAUUUGAAUCGUGGUGAUCGAAUUGUUGCUGGGCCAAAUACUCCACACUAUUAUGGAGAAUCACCUCAGUCAUAUCAUCACCAUGUGUUUGUUCCUGGUUUCCCUGAGUGUCCAAAAUCUGGAAAGGCGAAAUUUCUUUGCAGUUUCGGGGGAAGAAUUAUACAAAGGCCGAAUGAGGGGAAGCUUAGAUAUGUUGGUGGAGAUACAAGGAUUCUAUCGAUUAGGAAGAACAUAACAUGGGAAGAAUUGGUGAAGAAGACUUCAGCAAUCUGCAACCAACCUCACACAAUCAAGUACCAACUUCCCGGAGAAGAUCUUGACUCUCUUAUAUCUGUUUGUUCAGAUGAAGAUCUUCAUAAUUUGUUGGAGGAGUAUCAAGAACUAGAGAGAAAUGGGGGUCCUCAAAGGCUGAGGAUCAUACUUGUAUCUUUGAAUGAAACUGAGAGCCCGGGUUCUGCUGAAGCCAGGACAAUGCAGCCAGCCAGUAGUGAGUAUCAUCAUCAGUAUGUUGUUGCUGUCAAUGGCAUGAUGGACCCGAGUCCACGGAAGAGUUCAAGUGGGCAAAGUUUGACGAGCCAGUCUAGCCAAUUCGGAAAUAACUCAGAUUAUAGUCCAAGUUUUUGUAGAGGCUCUCCUACAGCAGCAUAUGCAAUGGAGAAUAAGGAUUGUAACAGUCCAAACUCUUCAAACUUGGUGGGAUUUUUCGGAAGACCUGUUUCUCACUUUUCUACUAAACUUCCUCCAAGCAAGUCCUACAGUCAUCUCUCUUCCAUGUCACAUAUUCCAGUUCAACAUUUGGAGCCUGAGAAUACUAAUUUGCACUAUUAUAUGGAUCAACCAUAUAAUGUUGGUAAUGGGGAAGGAACUAAUCCUUUUGUUACAGGAAAAUUCUCUUGUCAAGAUUCCAAUUAUGUUGAUGCUGUUGAUUAUUAUUAUACCGGGCCGUCACAGAUGAAUUACCAUGCUUAUAACAAAUAUAUGGUGGAUUCUGAGCAGCCUAGCAGACCCCAACAAAUGGGAUUUCAUCAAAGAAGCAGAAGUGGAGAUUGUGACUUUUCUGCAGUGAAUCCUCAAAGUGGCAUGAAAUCUUGGAGACCAAUGAUAAAGGAAGGAGAAUUCUCUGAAGACUCUCUUGGUUUGUUGCCAGCAACAAAUGCCAAAGAAGGUUUUAGGAACAAAAUAAUGCAUGCUCUUUCCGAUUCAAAGUUGCAGGAACUUAACCGAACAUCCUCAGAAGGAGUCUUCACCAUGCCUUUAUUGAAUGCUUCUGCUUCUUCGAAAGAUUCGCCAACUCAACAGGAUCAGAUAGCCAACAAGUUGCCCCAAGUGGAUGAAUAUGAGAUUCAGUCAUCGGCCAAGGCGCCACAUUAUUAUGAUGGAAAGGAGAUGGUGAAUUGGACAAACACUAAUAAAGCUCUUGAUGAUCAUUAUAGGAGAGAAUUCGGAGAAAAUGCUGAAGUUAAUGAUUCACCACAGAUUAACUAUGUUCAAGUUCCUGAAGGACUAAUGUCCACUUCAUUGGACAAGAGAAUAAGCAGUCAACCAGUUCUUGAUGGUACUCAUGAAGUUGGUGGCACAGAAUCCUUUUUCCAAAGCACUAAAUCAAAUUCACUUUUCUAUUCAGAUAAUGAAGUAGUACCUUGCCUUGAUAAAGAUCAUGACAUUGAAAACUCAAGUCUUAGCAAAGAAUUCAAUGAGAUGGCUAAGUUUGAUGAGUCUAUCUCUAUGCAUUCAUUUGAAACUUAUCAUGACAAUGAGGCGAAAAAAUCAACAACGGUUAUUAUUGAAGAUGUAACUCAUGAAAUAUCUCACGAAAUCCCGUCCUCUUCUAACAUGUAUGCAGAAGAUGAAGCUACAGAUGAAUGUAAAUCUAUUCAAGGAGAGGAAGAGAGUAUGGCAUCCGAUCAUGAGGAUGAAAAUGGCAGUGACACAGAUAGGAAUGACUCUAUGAGUGAUGCUGCAAUUGCUGAGAUUGAAGCUGGUGUCUAUGGUUUACAGACCAUAAAGUAUUCUGAUCUUGAAGAACAGCGAGAGUUGGGAUCCGGUACAUUUGGAACUGUUUAUCAUGGGAAGUGGCGAGGAACAGACGUAGCUAUUAAGAGAAUCAAAAAGAGUUGUUUCUCUGGAAGAUCAUCCGAGCAAGAACGGCUGAUUAAGGACUUCUGGAGAGAGGCAAGGAUUCUAUCAACUCUUCACCAUCCAAAUGUGGUAGCAUUCUAUGGAGUAGUUCCUGAUGGGCCGGGGGGAACAUUGGCAACUGUAACCGAGUUUAUGGUGAACGGUUCCUUGAGACAUGUUUUGCUAAAGAAGGACAGAGUUCUUGAUCGUCGAAAGAGGCUUAGAAUUAUAAUGGAUGCAGCUUUUGGUAUGGAAUAUCUUCAUUUGAAAAACAUUGUUCAUUUUGAUCUGAAAUGUGACAAUUUGCUUGUCAAUUUGAGGGACCCCGAAAGACCAGUAUGUAAGGUUGGAGAUUUUGGAUUGUCGAGAAUCAAAAGAAACACACUUGUAUCUGGCGGUGUUCGGGGAACUCUUCCAUGGAUGGCACCAGAACUAUUGAAUGGAAGCAGCAGCCGGGUCUCUGAGAAGGUUGAUGUGUUCUCGUUUGGUAUUGUAAUGUGGGAGAUACUAACUGGGGAAGAACCUUAUGCUGACAUGCAUUGCGGCGCUAUAAUAGGGGGAAUUGUAAAUAACACACUUCGGCCUACUAUUCCUAAACGUUGCGAUUCAGAAUGGAGAAAGUUAAUGGAAGAAUGCUGGUCUGCUGAUCCUGAAGCUCGACCAUCGUUUACAGACAUAACAGAUAGACUACGCGACAUGUCAACAUCAAUUCAGAAAAAUAAGAGACAGGAUCCUUCUUCAACUAGAUGAGUCCUAGAAUAAUUCUCAUGUAACUAAUGUUUAGUACUCUACACAAACAUAUAGAUAAAACAAUUAGCUAAUUAAUUAUAUUCCAAAAAUCCAAAAAAAAAGAGAACUAUUUGUAAGAAUAUGACAUCCUUGUAUACUGAUGAAUAUGUGAAUAGAUUCAUAACUGAUUUUAAGACA